This is a messenger RNA of Schizophyllum commune H4-8, 618 nucleotides long. RefSeq lists its product as uncharacterized. The annotation marks the transcript as partial. The record is from RefSeq and is a predicted model, not a curated record. The transcript has a single exon. NCBI's taxonomy places the organism in Eukaryota, Fungi, Basidiomycota, Agaricomycetes, Agaricales, Schizophyllaceae.
UCCAAAAACUUCGUCGUAGUCGACAGAGCAUGCCACAACAGCGCGAACGUAUGCACAUUCGCUGAACGCACGAAGGCGCGUCAGCUACUAGGCCACGCACGCGGUAGCUGCGCCAUGCUCUGCCGACGCCACAGAUGUGAGCCGCCUUCGUCACUCACGCGGAGAUGAGCAACAUCAGCGGCUCACAUCUGUGGCCGCGAAUGAGAGCGCGACUCCUCCGCUCCCAUACCCAUCCCAAAGAAGGAGAUCGGGAGCCUCGACGGCGUCACGCACCCAUUCGCAGAGGACGCAGACCCACCCGCCGCAUCCAUUGUCGAGACAUGGUGAUGCCACUGCACAGCAGCGACAUCGACUCUUCAAUGUCGGCGGCGAGCCCAACAGCGGUGGCUCUCGCGGCGUCUGGCUCGGCUGCCGAUCCGGCAGCUUUGGCAGAGACCGCAGUGGCGACCCACCCCACACAACGCAUCCGCCCAUUGUGCGUCUGUCGCCGUGCCUGUCACCAAACGCGCCAGCAGCCGAUGAAGAUGGCAUGCUCAGCGCGCCUGGCAGGAGACGCUUCGGUCCGUCUGAUUGCAAAGUGUGGUUGGUUGGGUGCUGCGUCUGACGCUGAAAUUGAGA